Molecule: messenger RNA, 1802 nt
Organism: Monopterus albus (swamp eel)
Lineage: Eukaryota; Metazoa; Chordata; Actinopteri; Synbranchiformes; Synbranchidae
Gene: tmod4
Product: tropomodulin 4 (muscle)
Exons: 11
Coding region: 467-1483 (338 amino acids)
Biological process (GO): pointed-end actin filament capping; actin filament organization; muscle contraction
Cellular component (GO): myofibril; striated muscle thin filament; cytoskeleton
Molecular function (GO): tropomyosin binding
Source: RefSeq, a predicted model, not a curated record
GAGGUGGACUGUGUUGGGCUUUAGGGGGCAGUAGAGCUCCACAACAAGCUGAAGAACACACAGCCUGAGAAAUGGCUAGAGUUAGCAAACAAUUCUAAUUUGCACACCCAGCAGACACACAACAACCCUGGCACUGAUUAGGAGUCUUGUUUUGUCCACCCAACCAAGCCAAAAUAAUAAAAUGCUGACUUUUCAAAGUGCCAUCAGUUUGCCUGUCUCAGCAUAGCAGCCCUGACGCCUGACACAAGAGAGACAGGGGAGUGAGAGAAAGAGAGAGAGAGAGAGAGGAGGAGGGGGAGGAAAAAAAAGAGAAACAACUUUCUCUGGUUUCGAGCUGCAGGCUCUGCCUCGCCGAGGGGCUUCAGCACUGUGCUUCUGUGAAGUGCCCUCUCACCCAGGGGUGUGUAGCAGUGUGUGUGAGUGUGUGUUUGUGUGUGUGUGUAUGUGAGUCGCAGCCUCAGGAGCCAUGUCAGACCCCAAAGACAUCGAUGUGGAUGCCAUCCUCAAGGCCCUCAGCCCGGAGGAACUGGAUCAGCUGGAUUAUGAGCUGCAGGAGAUGGACCCAGAGAAUGCCUUGCUGCCAGCUGGCUUACGGCAGCGUGACCAGACAAAGAAGAGCCCAACGGGGCCUUUUGAUCGUGAUGCCCUGAUGCAGCACUUGGAGAAGCAGGCUCUGGCGCACCCGGACAGGGAAGACCUGGUGCCCUUCACUGGGGAGAAGAAAGGAAAGGCCUUUGUGCCUAAGAAAGCACCCGAGAUCCCCAAGCAUGAGCAGGUGUUGCUGGAGCCGGAGCUGGAGGAGGCUCUGAAAAACGCAACCGAUGCUGAGAUGUGUGAUAUUGCAGCUAUCCUUGGAAUGUACACGCUGAUGAGCAACAAGCAGUACUACGAUGCUCUGGGCCUCACAGGAAAGAUUGCCAACACAGAGGGCAUCAAUAGUGUUGUGCAACCAGAUCCAUUCAAGAUCUUUCCCGAAGAGCCGCCCAAUCCCACCAAGGUGGAGGAAACCCUGGAGAGAAUCCACAAUAAUGACAGUAGCCUGACAGAAGUCAACCUCAACAACAUCAAGGACAUUCCCAUCCCAACGCUGAAAGAAAUAUUUGAGGCGAUGAAGGGAAACUCUCAUGUGGAGUCUCUGAGCAUUGCAGCGACCCGUAGCAACGACCCUGUGGCCUGCGCAUGCGCUGAGAUGCUGAAGGAAAACACCAGCUUGCAGAGUCUUAAUGUUGAGUCCAACUUUAUCACUUCAGAUGGCAUGAUGGCAAUCAUCAAAGCUAUGGCCAACAAUGCCACACUGGUGGAGCUCAAGAUCGACAACCAGACCUUGGGCGACUCGGUUGAGAUGGAGAUUGCCUCCAUGUUGGAGAACAACUCCAGCAUCCUCAAGUUCGGUUACCACUUCACCCAGCAGGGUCCCCGCGCCAGAGCUGCCAUGGCCAUCACACGAAACAACGACAUGAUUCGCCGGCAGAGAUUAAGAUGAAAGUGACAAGGAGCAAAUAGAAGAACAAGCACUUCAGCCACUUGGAGCCUGCAGUGACUGCCAUCGACAGCCUUGUGCCAGCUUUGUCAGUGUGGUGCACCACAGCUGAAUGGAAUCAGACUGGGUCAGAGUGCAUCCACUAACCUAACAUCCAUGUCCAGCCAUUUCAUUUCAUUUAACGCAGCCAGCUUUUUGUAGACUGCUCAAUUCAUCAUAAAAGCAUGUAUAGGUCACAAGCAAAAUGUGGUGUCUUUUUCUUUUGUGCUUUUAGUUUCGGCAUUUCCAACAUCAUCCCGAACACAAGGUUAACUCUUCAUUC